ACUUUUUGGGAGAGAUGUGAGCAUGUUUGACUGGACUCAAUCAGAGAAUUAAGAGCCUAACCCUACAAAUACACGCAAGCUAAGGCCUCAUGAAGUUUAGAAGUUGCAUUCUGUAUGCUGUUGGCUAAUUGGCUUUACUUUCCGUCCGUGUGUGUGUUUAUAUAUAUUUAUAUAAUAAACAGUAGAAAAUCCAAGUUGACGGCUUUCCUAGCUAGGGAAAUUAAUUAGGAUUGAUCGAUCGAUCGAUUAGGGAUGAUGAUGAGCUGCUUGGAGAAGAGAGAAGUGAGGAAUUACAACAGAUCUGAAACGCCUCGUAUUAGAUGGACUGAAGAGCUGCAUAGCCUCUUCCUUCAAGCUGUUCAUAGCCUCGGAGGAUGCAACGAAGCAACUCCGAAGCAGAUUUUAAAGUUCAUGGGGGUGAAGGAACUCAGCAUAUCUCACGUUAAAAGCCACCUGCAAAUGCACAGGAUCACCAGUAGCCAAUCCACAAUCGACUGCACCUCUCAAUCUAAGCAAAAGCAUUGCAAAAAGAGAAAGAGAUCAUCAAUUGCCUGCACUACUUCAUCACCAGUAGUACUGCACUCUCAAGAUUCAUACCAAAACUCUACAUUCAAUUCCCAGUACAUUUUCCAACUGCCUUCAUUCGACGAGUUGCUGAGGGAGUGGAUGCUGAAGCACCCAAGCAGUAAUCACCCAAAUGAGGAGACUGUGGCUGUGAAAGAGAUGGACUGUGAGCUGACUCUAUCAUCCUUGAACCAAGAAUCGAUACUCGAUCGCGUAGAUACAUAUCGGAAACCGGCGAGCAAAGAAGGAACUGAGUGCUGGGGCACAACUUCAAGUGUAGAUUUCCAUGAAAGGGAAGGAUCAGUGACAAGGAGUGGAGACGGUUGUGCUUCCUGCCAACACUUGAACUUGGAGCUAACCAUGUCAUCUUCUUGUUCUUGCCAAUGUCAACUGUAGAAGUCAUAAAUUAUUCAGUUAAUUAAAUAUAGAGGUUAAAAAAAAUAAAAAAUAAGUGAGGCCGGAUUAUUGAUAUGUACACAACGUUCAUUAGCUAAUUAACUAGGUUAAUGUUUAUGUAUACUGUGCAAAGAUAGAUUCUCAGAUUAAGAAUGUGAAUGGAAGGCUAUUUGAUCAUAUAGAUUCUCAGAUCCUUCAAUCAAUAUUGGAAGUGGAAAAUCAGAUUAAUUAUACAAUAAAGUGAGAUGUUAAGUUUUGUAUAAUUAAGCAGGUGUCAGUGACUCUUUGACGUUGUCACAGUUGUAUUAUGUAUCAGUAACAGUGAGCAGAUGGUAUGGUUUUUAUUUAAUUA
This is a messenger RNA of Zingiber officinale, 1312 nucleotides long. RefSeq names its product myb family transcription factor MPH1-like. Gene Ontology annotation, molecular function: DNA-binding transcription factor activity; DNA binding. Lineage: Eukaryota; Viridiplantae; Streptophyta; Magnoliopsida; Zingiberales; Zingiberaceae. Bases 253 to 960 code for a protein of 235 amino acids. The transcript is spliced from 5 exons. The record is from RefSeq and is a predicted model, not a curated record.